Messenger RNA from Syngnathus typhle (broad-nosed pipefish), 2285 nucleotides. Its product is annotated as tubulin polymerization-promoting protein. Bases 229 to 936 code for a protein of 235 amino acids. Gene Ontology annotation, cellular component: microtubule. NCBI's taxonomy places the organism in Eukaryota, Metazoa, Chordata, Actinopteri, Syngnathiformes, Syngnathidae. Gene Ontology annotation, biological process: microtubule bundle formation; positive regulation of protein polymerization; microtubule polymerization. The record is from RefSeq and is a predicted model, not a curated record. The transcript has 5 exons. Gene Ontology annotation, molecular function: tubulin binding.
CUGCUUUCUCUCCAGCAUCCUGGGGGAGGAGGGGGUGGAGGGGUGAAGCCAUCAUCGCUCGACUGGAGCGCGGGCACCCGAUAAGAGAGAAGAGACGGACGGAGGCGCUUCUAUUAACUAUGAUUUUGAACUAACACUAAGGUGGGGGAUUACGUCACCAGCACAAAGAGAAAACACAAGUCAGAUCAUCCAAGCAACGCACAGAAGGAAGCUAAUUCGCGCACAAGCAUGGCAGACCAGAAAGACCGACUAGAAGACUUUAAAGUCCAGACAGUGAAGAAUAUCAACUCGGCCCAGCUUCGGCCGCACAGUGAACACUCGAGAGACCGCGCUUCCAAAAGGCUCUCCACCGACUCAAAUGGGACCAGCGAAGGAGGUGUGGGUUCCUCCACGCCGGUGGAGUUGACAGCUUUAGAAGAAGCUUUCCGGCGUUUCGCCAUUCACGGCGACACGCGUGCUACGGGCAAAGACAUGCACGGGAAGAACUGGUCCAAGCUCUGCAAGGACUGCGGCGUGAUCGACGGCAAGAAUAUCACCCUCACUGAUGUCGAUAUCGUCUUCUCUAAAGUCAAGAAGAAAUCCUGUCGCACCAUCACGUACGAUGAGUUCAAGAAUGCGCUAGGAGAGCUAGCCAGGAAGAAGUAUAAAGAGAAGACUGGAGAGGAAGCUGAGUCUGAAGUAUUCAAGCUGAUUGAAGGGAAGUCGCCCGUGAUCGCCGGGGUCACGAGGGCCGUCGCUUCCCCCACAGUGAACCGCCUGACAGACACCACCAAGUUCACGGGGUCGCACAAGGAGCGCUUUGACGACACGGGACGCGGGAAGGGUAAGGCGGGACGAGUCGACCUGGUCGAUACUUCCGGAUACGUCUCGGGAUACAAGCAUCGAGGGACCUAUGAAAAGAAGGUCACCAAACCCCCCGGUGCUAAACCCAUGUGAGCGUAACGGAGAUACAGAAAUACGGAUCGAGGAUCGGCGAGGAUCGUUUUAGUACUCCAAAAAAAAAAUACAUGAUCAUAUAUUUUCCCACCCGGUUGUUUUGUGUGUGGAGAGAGUUCCUCCCCUUGUGAAAGUGUGAGAACUGGAAAAGUGUUUACAUCUAUUUUUACAAAGUCUUCACCAGCUGGUACAUUCCUGUCUAAUAGUGAGAAAUUGCCAAGAGGAGAACGAUGCCGAUGAUGAUGAUGAAGCUCUGUUGUUUUGAUCGGGCCUUCAAAUAUUUACCAAGCACAAUGAACAAUGAAAGCCAAUUAAAACAGCACAAAAAAGCUUUUAUCUAAUAACACUGCACUUUUUUUUUUUUUUGCAGGAAAAAAAUACUUUUUACGCCCAUUUUAGGAUUUCAAUUGGCCGUGUUCCAGAUAAUUGGCACACAUUUGUAUAUGUAUAUUUAAUAUUCUGAUUUGUGUGUAUUACUUGCUGUUCAUAUUCUUUCUUUUAUAAAAUCAGCCAUUUUGUUUCUCCCAAGUCAAAUGAAUUAACAAUUACCAAAUUCUUAAUCUGUGAAUUUUAGGGGUCGAAAGCGCAAUUGUGCAAGAUUGUAUUUUUCAGAUUAGAUAACGCCCCCCCCCCCCCCCCCCCACACACACACACACAUUGUGUAUUAACUACUAACCGUAGCCACUUGUUUAACAUGGCUUAAUAUUCCUUUCUGUGUUUCUGUACUUUGUGCAUGUUAUGAUGUAUUUUACAUUUGAGAAGCACAGAAAUGAUUUGUUGUAUUUGAUCGACUGUGCCUGCUGUUAAGGACGGACUACUGGACAGUUGUUUUCUUGCUUAGAAAUCUGAAGUGAUGAUGAAACGGUGUUGUCGCUCGAAUUGUAUACAAUAUGUACAAAGUUGGCCUGCCAUCAAAUGCUGUUAUAUUUGUUAUCCAGAGAACCUUUAACGUGUGGUCCUAUCAUCUGAGGCACAAAUUUGAAGGGAAUGCCGGUUAUGUCCUUAAAUACUGAAAAGGAAAAAAAAUCCAAACUUUUAUAGAACAUUUUUAACAUAGUGUUUGUCGUCACACUUGCCUGCAACCGCAAAAGUAUUGCAGCUUAUGUGUGUUGAUUAUUUUGUCCGCUCGAGUAAGCUCCCCGUGCUUAAUGCCAAAUACUGUGCACCUUUCAUAUGGAGGAACGAUAUGUGUGUUAUUAUUUUUGAAUUCAUAACAUUUUAAUGUGCUAUUGUGACCCAAAGGUGCAUGCAGUGGAUCUUUGUACUUGUUCUUUAGAACUCUUAAUUGUGUGUUGAUGAUUUGUAGUGUAUUCUUGAGAAUAAAACAAAAAGGGCACAUCGAACAAAUA